AUGCAGCAAAGCUGUCGUGCUCCCUGUGGACGAGUCUUUUUCUGGCAUUGGGCACUGCAGCGGGGACAGCAGUCAGAUAAACAGUCACCUAAAGCAAUGCACUCUGAGCACUUGACGGAUGUUAGGAUACAACGAAAUAACACCUUCUGGGUGGCCAACUGUCAUGCCACUCGAAGGAAGCACGAGGGCCGGGAUACUGUCAGUUUGCUGAAGCCUGGGCAGAGAAAGUUGAGAGGCAGAUGUCGGGUUCGAACCACGGUCAGUAAAUUCGCGCUCUUACAACAGAGAUACCCUGCCCGGCGAAUAACUCCCGUUCUUUUAGAUUUUAUUCCUUGGGUUGUGGUGAAUCGCUUUUGGCUGUGUACUACCACUCUUUAUAUGCGGAUGCCUGGAAUAAGCUUCAAGAAUGAGGAGAUCUAUAAGGAGAAAAAACCCGGAACUAGACAUGCAAAGGGAGGUCAGGGCACUGUGGUGAAUCGCUUUUGGCUGCGUACUACCACUCUUUAUAUGCGGAUGCCAGAAGUUAGCCUCAAGAAUGAGGGGAUCUAUAAGGAGAAAAAAGCCAGAACUAGACAUGCAAAGGGAGUGCAAGCACAAAUAGAGGGAUUACCGACCCAACAGUGUACUGAAGAUGUCUUUUCGAAUGGUGAUGAAAAGUCUGCAAGUCAGUUGCUAAGCUGGGCGAAGAGAUUAGCAGUCAGCUGA
Opisthorchis viverrini is the source of this 705-nucleotide messenger RNA. RefSeq lists its product as hypothetical. The transcript has 4 exons. Bases 1 to 705 code for a protein of 234 amino acids. The record is from RefSeq and is a predicted model, not a curated record. Lineage: Eukaryota; Metazoa; Platyhelminthes; Trematoda; Opisthorchiida; Opisthorchiidae.